Molecule: messenger RNA, 636 nt
Organism: Sinocyclocheilus grahami
Lineage: Eukaryota; Metazoa; Chordata; Actinopteri; Cypriniformes; Cyprinidae
Exons: 8
Coding region: 1-636 (211 amino acids)
Source: RefSeq, a predicted model, not a curated record
AUGGUGAAAAACACCAAGCCAGACGCCUCCAUCACUGAGAAAAGGCCAACCAGGCUGAAGAGACCACCUUUACACCUUUUAGAGUCAGAUAGUGAUAUCACAGAUAUUGAAGACAGUAAUAUCAACACCAGGCCACCAGCAAAAAUACCAACCCUUCCCUCUCCACCGAGAACAAUGGAACCAAGAAGGAACUCAUCCAAAACACCUGAGCCAUCACAGACAUGUGGGGGUCUUGACAGCUUGCCAAGAGCUGGAUUUUGUGAUUUCUGCAAUACCCCAAACUGGGAUGGCCAGAGUGAAGGACAUAGGGUUAUGGUACAUCAAAUCGAAGAGAUGCCAGGGGGCUACAGAUCAGCUGUACAUACCACUCAGUCAAUGAUGCCACAACAUUUAGCACCAAGAAUGCAAGAAUGGAGUCAUGAACAUAAUUCAAGUGUGGAUCAACACCAACAUGAAUCAGCCUGUACAGGUCUUGCGGUCAGCAGCAUUGCAGUUCUCGUACCAGACAGUGAUGCAGCUAGUCAGCACACUCUCAAUGGUUCCCCUGUAGAAUGUGCUAAGGAUGGAUGGAGGGAGAUUUGCUCUUUUAAGUCGGCGCAGGAAGUGGAGCCGAUGUUGCGCUUUCUUGGAGAGUGA